AUGCAUCUCGCUGCCUCUCUCAUCGCCUUUGGCUCCCUUGCCGCUACGGCCGCCGCCGCCGCAGCGCCAGACUUCGUCUUCCCUGACCCCGUGCUCCUCCAGAGGCGCCAGGCAGGCGACGUCUCGGACGAAAACUACAAGUGCCACGAGAACUGCGGAUACGCCAUCCAGCAGGCCAGGACCAAGAAGGACACCUACUGCAAGGACAGCGAGUGGCUCGGCUACUUCAACGGCUGCAUGAAGUGUGCCAUUGCGCAAGACAUCUGGAAGGACUAUGGCAAGAGCGUCACCGCCGCGGCCAAGGGGUGCGGCCUCGAGGCCAACCCGGACCAGCCUAGCAGCGCCGCUCCCUCCAGCGCCGCACCCACCACCUCUGCGGCUGCGACCACGCCUGCCCAGCAGACCACCGCUGUUACCUCUGCUCAGGCCACGACGGGCGCCCAGCAGCCUUCGACCCAGAGCUCGGCCGCGCCGAGCUCGACGGCUCCUGGUGCCACGCAGCCGUCCGCCACCAGCAGCGGCGUCAUCGUGCCCACGGCCUCUGGCACUGCUCCCAGCCACUCUUCCAACGGCACUGCCAGCGCGAGCCCCAGCUCCGUCACUGUGUCCGGCGGCUCGCAGACCCUGGGCUCCAGCUUCUUUGUCGCUGGCGUUGCGGCGCUCGUUGCUGCCGCUUGGUUCUAA
This is a messenger RNA of Purpureocillium lilacinum, 684 nucleotides long. RefSeq lists its product as uncharacterized. The record is from RefSeq and is a predicted model, not a curated record. Lineage: Eukaryota; Fungi; Ascomycota; Sordariomycetes; Hypocreales; Ophiocordycipitaceae.